AUGUCCAACAACAUCGUUAUCAAUGGAAAGAGCGUGGCGAAGUCAGCUCUGGCACCGGAUGCUUCGCAGUCCAAUUACAUCCUGAUUCAGACCACCGGUGAUCCUCUAAACAAGAUCCAGAAGGCGCAGUUGAAAGACCUGGGAGUCAACAUUCAGGAAUUUGUCGGGGACGACGACAGUCAAUUGUAUCUUUGCGGGUACAAGCCUGAGUCCUUGGAAGUCAUUCGUCAGCUACCUUUCGUCGACUACGCCAAUGUCUAUCAAAAUGAUUUCGUCGUGCCAGCUGAUAUCGAGCCGGCGGCUGUCCAAACAGCUGCAGCCGAUCAGACCAAUAUCCUCAAAGUUGAUGUUCUCUUGCAUCAUGACGUCAAUGAGCCAUCCGAUGAUCUGGUGAAUAAGAUCGCAAGUGCGGCCCAUGUGGAAGCAAGUGCCAUUUCAGUUCAGCAGGGACUCGUGAGACUUGAGCUCGCUCCGGAGAAUCUAGCCAGUGUUGCUGCGGUUGAUGAGGUGCGCGUUCUCCAUCCAGUCAAGGAACGUACGCUAUUCAAUAACGUCGCUCGCGGGAUCCUCAAUGCCAAUAACGUGAAUGUGAACAACACUAUCUACAGAGGGAAUGGUCAGAUAGUUGCGGUGGCAGACACUGGCCUAGACAAAGGCUCCGAUACAGACGUGCACGACGCAUUCACCGGCCGUGUAGACAAACUUUUCGCUUGGGGCCGACAAGACAAAGCCGACGACCCAGAUGGACAUGGGACCCAUGUUUGCGGUUCAGUCCUGGGUAGCGGCACCGUCAAUGGGGAGGGCCUGGUUGAGGGGACCGCUCCUGCUGCGAAAUUGGUCAUGCAGUCGGUUUUGGACAGGAGAGGCCGCCUGGGCGGUAUCCCCGCCGAGUUUAGUAAGUUAUUCAACCAAGCGUAUCAGGCUGGAGCUCGGGUCCACACCAACUCCUGGGGUACUCCACUCCCAGAUUCAGGGGUCCAACACCCCUACGGUGCUGGUUCCGAGCAAAUAGAUAAGUUUGUUUGGAACAAUCAGGAUAUGACAAUUUUGUUUGCAGCCGGCAAUGAUGGGCAAGAUCGGGACAAGGACGGUAAAUUCGACGGCACAGUCAACGAGAGGUCCAUUGGCUCCGAGGCUGCGGCCAAAAAUUGCAUAACUGUAGGUGCCACAGAAAACAGCCGUCCGAAUCUCAAGUCUUCGAUCUCAGGACUCCCCUACACAUAUGGAGGCUUCUGGAGCAACGAGUUCCCCAAAAAUCCUCUCAAGGAUGACAACAUGGCCAAUAACCCGGAAGGACUCGCAGCGUUCAGCAGCCGCGGACCCACCGCUGAGAACAGGCUCAAGCCGGAUGUUGUCGGGCCCGGCACGGCCAUCCUCUCUACACGAUCCAGAAAUAUGGCGAAUACAUCUGAGGUAGGUGUCUUUGGGACCCUGUCCGACGAUAGAUAUUGGUUCUUAGCAGGGACGAGCAUGGCAACUCCGCUAAUCGCCGGCUGCUGCGCGGUGCUGCGCGAGACCCUUCUUGCCAAUGGAUACAAGGACACCACGAACGGCAUCAAGAAUCCUACAGGCUCCUUGAUCAAGGCUCUCCUUAUCAAUGGUGCCAACCCAAUCAAGGGUCAGUACAUGCCCGAUGAAGUCGGCGACGAACCCAACCCACACUCUGGCUUUGGGCGCGUCAACCUGGCUGGCUCGGUGGUCACGCCUGGCGACAAAUUCUGUGGCUACGGCACCGGGAUCCUGGACGACGAUCAAGCGCCCUUCAGCAUCUCAAUCCCCGUCCCAAAAGAAACGCCCACACCUCACCAAAAACCACUCGGAGAAACCGCUGGCCUCUCGCUCAAAGUCACGCUGGUGUACGCCGACGCCCCGGGCAAACGCCUUUCAAAUGACCUGAACCUCGCCGUUGUGGCCGGCGACAAAGAGCGUCACGGCAACCAGGGCAACCAGGAAUUCAGCGUCGAGUCCACCCAACCGUUCGACCGUGGGAACAAUGUCGAGCAGGUCCUAUGGCCUAGCGUCCCGGGCGGAGAGAUCAGGAUUGUGGUCAAGGGGUUCCGUUUGACACAAGACGAAGUGCCGUUUGCGUAUGCGUGGAAAUUCUUCUAG
Messenger RNA from Exophiala spinifera, 2109 nucleotides. RefSeq lists its product as uncharacterized. Bases 1 to 2109 code for a protein of 702 amino acids. The record is from RefSeq and is a predicted model, not a curated record. Gene Ontology annotation, molecular function: serine-type endopeptidase activity. Gene Ontology annotation, biological process: proteolysis. NCBI's taxonomy places the organism in Eukaryota, Fungi, Ascomycota, Eurotiomycetes, Chaetothyriales, Herpotrichiellaceae. The transcript has a single exon.